GCAUGUUGCUCCCAUGCUUUUUCUCUAGCAAGUGCUGCAAGCUUGUUGGCCGCAAGUGCGAGCAAAAAUUUCCACUGAAGGCUGAGGGGAUGAGCGAAUAACAACCUCAAAUACGAAGCCACUGAUGCCCUUCAGACAUUUCUCGACCCAGGCCGCCAACCUGCUUAUCCGGCACCUCAGCAAGAAAAUGAAGUACAUCCUUGUGACCGGCGGUGUGAUCAGCGGCGUGGGCAAGGGGGUCAUCACCAGCUCCUUCGGCACCAUCCUGAAAAACUGCGGCAUCCACGUGACGUCCAUCAAGAUCGACCCAUACAUCAAUAUUGACGCAGGCACAUUCUCGCCCUAUGAACACGGAGAAGUCUAUGUUUUGGAUGACGGAGGAGAGGUGGAUCUCGAUCUUGGCAAUUAUGAGCGUUUUUUGGACAUAACGCUACACAGAGACAACAACAUUACCACAGGAAAGAUUUAUCAGCACGUAAUCAACAAGGAACGGCGUGGAGACUACCUGGGAAAAACUGUUCAAGUGGUGCCUCAUAUAACAGAUGCAAUUCAAGAAUGGGUCGAGCGUGUUGCGCAGCAGUCAGUCUGCGAAACGAAUAAAGAACCUGAGGUUUGUCUAAUUGAGCUUGGAGGAACAAUUGGAGACAUCGAAGGCAUGCCCUUCGUUGAAGCCUUUCGGCAGUUCCAGUUUAGGGUCAAGCGCAACAACUUUUGUUGUGUGCAUGUUUCUUUGGUGCCUCAGCCACGCUCAACUGGCGAGAGCAAAACAAAACCCACCCAGUCCAGCGUCAGGGAGUUGAGAGGCCUGGGAUUGUCCCCUGACCUCAUAGUUUGCCGCAGCGAAAUGCCCAUUGGCCAGUCUGUCAAGGAUAAAAUUUCUAACUUCUGUCAUGUGUCUGCAGAGCAGGUUAUUUGCAUUCAUGAUUGCUCCUCCAUUUACCACGUUCCAAUUCUGAUGGAGAGCCAGGGCAUUGUUGAUUUCUUUAAUCAAAGACUGGAUUUGAACAUUGAUAUGCCUCGUCCGAGGAAAUUUAUGCAGAAGUGGAGGGACCUUGCUGAAAGGAAUGACAAUCUCCAGAAAGAGGUGAACAUUGCCCUUGUUGGAAAGUACACCCAACUGGAGGACUCGUAUGCCUCGGUCACCAAAGCACUUCAGCAUUCGGCUAUUGCAGCGGGCUACAGGUUGAAACUGAAGUAUAUCGAAGCGGCCAAUCUGGAGGAAGAAACGAAAUUCAAAGAUCCAGUGUUGUACCACGAAGCUUGGCAACAGCUUUGUAAAAGCAACGGUGUGAUUGUACCAGGUGGUUUUGGAAAAAGAGGAAUUGAAGGCAAAAUCCAGGCAUGCUUGUGGUGCCGCAAAACUCAAAAGCCAUUCCUGGGAAUCUGUCUUGGCCUGCAAGUAGCCACGAUUGAGUUUGUACGCAACGUUCUACACUGGGACAAUGCCAACUCGACUGAAAUCAAUCCAGAAACACAGUACCCAGUGGUCAUCGACAUGCCGGAACAUAACCAAGGCCAGAUGGGAGGAACUAUGCGUCUUGGAAAGCGCCAGACUAUAUUCACUUCGGACAAAUCUGUUCUGAAAUCACUUUAUGGAAACGCAGAAUUUGUUGAGGAGAGGCAUCGUCACAGAUAUGAAGUGAAUCCGCAGUUUGUGAAAGAAAUCGAAGCUGCAGGAAUGAAGUUUGUCGGCAGAGAUGUCGAAGGUGAAAGAAUGGAAAUCAUGGAGCUUGAGGGUCAUCCAUACUAUGUGGCUACUCAGUUCCAUCCUGAGUACUUAUCCAGACCUUUAAAACCGUCGCCACCAUUCCUUGGAUUUAUUCUUGCUAGUGUAGGCAAGUUGAAUCACUUUUUGGCCAAGGGUUGCCGAUUCACUCCCAAAGAACUCUCAUCAGAUGACAGCCUCUCAGAUGAGGAGGUUCAAGUUACUUCAACCUUCCAAAAAAUUGCUAUCAACGGAGACGUGUGCCAGUGAAUUUUAUCAACGUAAACUGCUUUUAAAUGAAUAAGUUGCCUUAUUGGCUUUUUAAUUGCAACAACAUGUGAACUAAAUUUUAAAUCUUUGAAAUGUAUUUAAUGUGCAAUUCCAAACUGUGCAAUCUUUUAUGGGUUGUGAAAAUAAAAAAUGACCUUACUAUACCUCUGAAUGUAGAAAU
Molecule: messenger RNA, 2156 nt
Organism: Neocloeon triangulifer
Lineage: Eukaryota; Metazoa; Arthropoda; Insecta; Ephemeroptera; Baetidae
Gene: Ctps
Product: CTP synthase 1-A
Exons: 12
Coding region: 125-1975 (616 amino acids)
Biological process (GO): CTP biosynthetic process; pyrimidine nucleobase biosynthetic process
Cellular component (GO): cytoplasm; cytoophidium
Molecular function (GO): CTP synthase activity; identical protein binding
Source: RefSeq, a predicted model, not a curated record